AUGGAUUGCAAAUGUGGAGAACGACUUCGAUCCAAAUUGUCGGAUAUUGCCCCAAAGUUAAGUACAGAAAACUUAGAAAAGUUGAAAUUUAUUAUCGGUAUCCCACCUGGAGAAGCGGAAAAGAUAUCAAACCCCGAAGGACUAUUCCAAAUACUAGAGUAUGAGCUGAAGAUCACACCACAUAGUCUGGAUUACUUAGUAAAUUGCCUCGACAAAGCUGGAAGAAAGGAUCUUGCCGCUGAGCUAGAGAUUUUCAUGCGCCAAUAUAGCUGUGAAGGAGAAAAAAGUAAGCCGCUUUUGAAACUAAUAUCGUAUCGCCAAUACAAUAGUCAACUCUUUGUUUGUUGAAGAAAUAUGAUAAAGUGUUGCUGUAGCGGGGGCCGGGGUGGGAAGGAAUAUGGAUGGUUUAACAGUUUUAUGAUAUAUGAUACAUGAUAUAUUUCUUGAGUUGCAUAUUUUCCUAAGCAGGGCGUGAAAUUAACUUUUUUUUCUGAUAGCCACUUGGCUCCUAAAUUCUUCAAAGUGGUAGCCAAUUCAAAAAAAGUUGGUCGCCAUUUUCAAAGACAAACAAAAUCUUUCUUUACGCUGUCAGCGUUCUAGAUAGACCCUCCAAAAUUAAGUUAGGGAAAAGGUCUUUAACGUGCUACAAAGUGGACACUAGGAUGGAUGAUAUACAACGUUCAGGCUCAUCUAAAUCCAAGAUGGCGUCUAGUUAUCGAUCGAGAUGCAUGUGCUACGUUUUGGAAACAAACUUAACGAGGAAGUUUGCAACGGAUUUAUCUUUGCAAAUCUUUUUAAUGCACUAUAUCUCUUAGUAAGGUUAUGAUGAAACGUUCUAGUCGCCAAUUUGGCGACUAACUUUCAGGAUUUGGUCGCCAAAGUGAAAAAUUUAGUCGCAUUGGCGCCUGUAUUAGGCGCAAUUUCACGCCCUGCUAAGCCCCAUAGAUGCAAGGAAUAUUACUAGCAAUGAGCAACAUGCUAAAUGAUAGACAACCACAAGAAACACAAAGUAAACUAUUUAAUGUGUUGCCUAUGACCAUAAAAAUGGAAAAAUCUGAUGGAUUGUUCUGUACAACCAUCUUCCAUCUGAUUUUUUAAUUAAUUAAUUUUUUUGCCACAUCCUGCAAUGUUAUGACAUUUUGCAAGUUCUGUUUCCCUUGUGUGGUAAAAUAGCAUAAUAGUGAAAUGAUAAAUUGUGAUACUGAAUGGUCUACAUUUUCUCCCUGGGCUAUAACUUUGUUAACUGUUUGGAAAUUUCAAGGAGAAUGGAGAGAAUUCAAAGUUUCUGCAGUGCAGUAAUAUCUCAGUGGGAGGGGAGGAAGAAAUUCCCCAUGUUUUGAUCACACAGAAAUUUCAUUUAUCUGACUGAAAAAGGUUAACAGAUUUUUGAAAAGCUAGGAAGGGUUUUUGCUAAGAGUGCUUAUAAAAGUAUGGGCAUUGACUAAUUAUUAAAAAUUGCUUGCUUUCCUCUCAGGAGUUUGAUUGACUCUUUUUGUGUUCUUACUUUUUCCAGUCAGCUUUAGAACAAGUCAAUUUUCAAUGUAAUAUGAAAGUUUGCAAAGUUUGAAUGGUGCUCUAGCUGAGCAGCAUGCUCAAAGUGGCGGGUGAACCACAAGGCCUAGCCAAGUUGUGUCACUUUUAGUUUUGAACAGUGAUGAUUUGAAAGUUUUGUGCCUGAGUGUAUUACUUUCAUUGGUUAGCUGUUGAAACAGCUGACCACAUAUGAACUUUGUAGGAUGCAAUUUAGCUGAUCUUUGUUGUGAUAACAUUUCACAAAAUGAACCUCUUUCAUUUUGAUUUUGAUAAUUUACAGCAGACGCUGUUGAUAAGAAAGGUACAUCGGCAUCUGGUUCUACUGAAUCUACAGCUACUUUGGUAAGCCCUUAUAAUGUCACUGUAAUCUUAGCUUAUGCUAUGACAAAGAACUCACAAGUGGUUAUCAGUUGAGUUGUACUCUCCAUAAUUAUCAAUUUUAUUCUUCAGAAAUAUUUAAAUUGUGCACCAGCCAUAUUUUUAAAAUGUUGAUUAGCACUUCAUUAUUACAUAUCACUUCUUGUUGGACAUUUAUGCAAUCCUUGAAAAAAUAUUUCCUCCUUCUGUAAAUACUCUGAAAGUUAUAUUUAAUGUGCUUUUUUUCCAGUUUUUGUGUGGUGGAUUGUUAAGUUUGAUUGUUUUGAUCAAAUAGCUUUGGAGACAUAUCCACCAAUUUGAGAACAGGAUGCUACCUGUAUUUUGCUCAUUUUGUGAUGAUAGUGGGCCUCUUAUCUUCCCCAAUCUUUUUUUUUUUUGUAAGCAAUGUUUAACGUACUGUGUAAGUCAGAUACCAGAGAUGUCCAGGCAAGCUGUGUUUUGUGUUUUUCUUGUGCCCUUCACAGUUUGCCCUCAGCUCAGGCUUGCUAGUGGGAGUCAAUUCACUACUUGUGCUGCAAUUGUAGUGAUUGCCUGGAUGCCAGCUAAAUAAUUCUGGCAAAAUAUUAAACUUUCUACCUUAUCUGGCAGUCUCCAUCAACAAAGUAAUGGCUCUGAUGGUUUCAGGUUUAAUUGGUCAUGUGAUAUGUAGCUGAAGUGGUGACAUAUAUCACUGGUCCCCUUUGUGGAUUGCCCCACAAUUUUUCUCGGACAUUUUUCAAGGAAAAUGAUCCCUUCAGGUUGAAUUUAAUAUAUCAAAUUCAGCUGAAAGAGAGCAAUUUUCUAUGCAUAGCAACUGCUUGUUGUUCUUGUGUGCUUUUGAUAUGCCCUGUAAUGUUCUGAUAACUCUUUCAAGAUGCAGUGAAGUUGAAAUUAUAGUCUUUGGAUACAUAACAGGGGCAGGUUUGUGAUCAUGUAAGUUUGCUGUUGUCUGACACUCAGAAUUCUCACUGGGCUGGCAGUGAAUUACCUGAGCCACAUUCAUUCUUAACUACCUGUACCUCAUUCAAACAAGCAGAGUGCUUUCAACUGCAGUCAUUGACUAUUUAAUACUCUCCACUCUUUCACCAGACUUUUCUGCAUUUUUGGAUAAUGUUUUAAGCACUUCUUAAUUAAUAACCUUCAGCAUUGAAGCCAUGAUGUGGACUUACAUUUCUUAACUUUGUCAGUACUUCUUGUAAGUUUCCAAUCAAAGGGUUUCUUUUAAUACUUUCAAGCAGACAAUUUCAUCAUGCCAUGCACAUUUGAUUCCUUCACUUUUACAACUUUCUCCUACUACACAGCCUUAAAUGUCUGUUCUCAGGAACCUUAAAGAAUAAUUCAACAGUUAAGCUCAGCCUAAGCUCAUGAUAAUACUAAUUGCUAUCAGCUAUUAUCAGUACUGUUAUUAUUACUAUAAUAGUAACUUUUUUAAAAUUUUUCAUCUUGUUAUUGUUAUAGCAUGUACAGCACUGUACUGAACAUAAAUAUAUGUUAUUCACCAGACGGGAUCGGAGGUCCGUAUUGGGAAAAACUGUGCCUGAGGCCUUGGAUACACAAGACAGAGGGCACAGUUUUUCCCAGUAUGGACUGACCUUGGCUGGUGAAUAAUAUUUUUAUUUUUUUCUAAAACCUAACAAAUGGUUGUGAAAAGAACCUGAAUGAUUAAGGGCUGUAAUUACCACAAGAUUCUUCAUAAACAGAACAAUCUACGAGUGAGUAGAUGGUAGAGAAAACAAGGGCAAUGCAAAUGAAAGAGAGAGGUUUCAUCAAAACAUAUUUAUUUGUGUAAUGAUAUUAAAUGGUGAUUUAAAAGGCUUCCAAGAAAACUUUGAAACAUUUUUAUGAUGUUUUGAUAUGUUUCAUUGUCAGGACAUCAUUAAGACAGCUGAAGGCCACAACAAUAGAGGAAGGGUAGAGUUUCAAGAUAAAAAAUACGAGAAAGCUUGUCAGCAGUAUACAUUAGCCUUGGAAUGUCUUCCUGAGGGUCCAGAGAAUGACGAAAUGAUCAUUAAGUAUCUUUGUAACAGGGCAGCAUGUUAUGUUAAUAUGGUAUGUAAACAAGUUGAUUUCCAAUAUCAGUCUUGAUGUCAUCUGAGUGACUUAAACUAACAUUGCCUUCUUCAAUUUGCUUGCAAAAAGUAAUUUUAGUUGUCAUUACAACAAUUAUAAUCCAAUAUAUCUUAAAAAAUUAAUACUUCAACAUAAAAAUGUAAUUUGUUUCUUCCAAUAAUUGCCAACACUCCAAUAAGCCCCCUUUCCUGAAUGGGUGCUCACUCACUAGGCGGAUAUAUCAAACAAGCAUUCCCCCUGGAAAACUAAGUGUCCCGUCCCCCCUCACUUUCUUUGAUAGUAGGGGUUUGAGGAAUACCUGAGUCAGCUUUUCAGAGUGUAUGACUUUGGAGAGGGGAUGUAUAAGAGGAAACUCACAGAGUGUCUCCCUCAAUUGGUACAUACAUGUUGCCGCUAAAAGGUUCCGAAAUUUGCAGAGGCAUUUUCUAGCUUGGAGGGGGGGGGGGCAGAUUUACAUUUAUGCAACACACUGAUUUCUUAGAAGAAGCCAGUUGUCAUACUCUUCCUUUGUAAGUGUAAUCAAAACAUUUUGAUUGGUAUUGAAGUUGUUUGUUUGAGUAACACUUACAAACUGGAUUUUCUGAGCUAUAUAUGAUUUGAAUGAUUUAGUCAGGGCUUCCUUUGCCAUACAGCUGUACCUUAAUCUUAAUAGCCACAAAUUAUAUAAUAAUCGUUAUGAAAUGAUUAUUUCCUUUUGAGCUACUGGUAAUUGCAUAUUAAAUGCAAAAGUCACAAAUUUAUAGUGAAACCUAAUUAUGAUAAUUGUACUAGCUGUACGUUGGAGCUGAUGAAAGAAUGAUAUUUCUCUCUUGCAGAGAAAGUUUAAUGAGGCCCAUUCGGAUUGUGAUAAAGGUAUAUAUAUUUUUGAGACUCAGUUAGCCUUUAUGUCCUAAUUAUACAUGCUGUACAUAUUGUUUCCUAUAUACUGCAUAUUAUGUUUUAAUCGUGCCAUACACUGCACAACAAAAUUGACUAUUAAUUGAUUGAUUCAGAGCAAUUUUUUGUUUCCUCUGCAGUACUUGGUUUAGAUCCACAAAACAAAAAAGCUAGGUACAGUCUAGCUCAGGCCCUGAGAGGCCUAGGCCAAAUUUCAGAUGCCUAUAUAGAAGUAACAAGUUUGAGAAAAAAGCACAGUCAGGUAUAUGUAUGAUUAUGCACGGAGAUAAUAAUUGUUAGUUGUCCGACGAUAUCUGCUUUUAUUAUAUUGCUGACAGUAUCUGUGGGCAAUUUGAAAUUAAUCCCGUGUUCUGAUUGGCUACCUGAGCAAGCAAGACUCAAGAUUGCCCACUUUGUUCCUGCACAAGAAAGUAAAUUGCCUAGAGCGACCUUACCAACAAUUCUUAUUUUUUUGGACAAUGUUGGUGAUGGAGUCGCUAUUAAAGCAGUAGAUGACAGAUGACAGUCAAAAUAAAGAAAACAAGCGACUCUCAUCAGUUCACAAAAAAAUUUGGCUUUUUUUCCCCUCUCUUGAAACAAACAAGAAAUUCAUGAUUCUUCAUAAAGCAAAUUGACCAAGAUCCUUUAUUGACCAAGAUUGUUCAGUCAAGAUGGUUGGAUACUAGCUUUGUUCUUUUCUUAUGCGUUUUUAUGGACCUCGACUUCGUCCUGGUCCAUAAAAAUGCAAAAAUAGAACUUGGUCAAUGUCCAACCAUCUUGACCUUUUGCUUGGUCAAUAACGCAUAUGCAUCCGAGAUCGUUAUCAAUAAAAGUACUGACUGUGAAUAUAUGAGGGUAUGUGAAUUGCAUAUUAAGUAAUGCAGUAAUGAACACUUAAGCAGUAGUGAAAACAAGGCCUCAGUAAAAAUUCAGGCCAGUACGGGAUUUGAACCCAUGUUCAAAAUAUUUCAAUUAUUUUUGGUUACCUGAAGCCAGGCAACUCACAGUGCAUUCAAUUAUCAUUUUUCCUUGAUUAUCUGGUCAGGAUGGACCAGGUACCUAUACUAUAGUCAAAUCUCAGCACAAUUUUCAAAGUUUCCAAAAACUGUCAUUGUCAUUGUUAUUAUAGAAAUUGAAAUUGAGCACAAGAAUUGAACUGGUGAUUUGGCAGUUUUAUAACGUAUUUUAUUUGCUUGUAGGACUCAUCAAUAGCUGAACUUGCGUCAUCUCUGCAAAGGGAAAUUGAGGUGCGCUUAAUCUCUGUAUCUAUUUAUUAUUAAGAGUGUGUCCACGAGAGCACCAGGCAGUCGUGCUACACGCCAUCUCACCCAUUUCAAUGAAACUUUGCCAGUUUAAAGGGUCUACCCAAAACUCGAAAAGACGAACUGGUUUCUGUUUUGGUUUUUUCCGGGGGGAGAUGGUUUCUUGGUUUUCACUAAGGACAUCGAUUCAAAAUAGGUAAAAUGUAUGAAGCUCUCACUGCGAUAGUAUUUAAUCAAUUACUCUGAGGGUUUGCACACAUAUUAUUACAUCCUUAGUUAAUGUUCGACGCCAGUAUCAGUCAAUUUGAUUGACAUCUUGUCAAUCAACAGAGGCAAAUAAACGACUGUGUUUUGAGACUUUUCGAUUCAUCCAAAUAUUUGACAACUUUAAGGUCAAAUAUCUCCCCUUGCCAGAACGCUGCAACACUAAUCUUGAUUUCCCUUUAUAAUCCAUAGUUUCAUCUCUGAAAGCCAUAAAAAAAUAUUUGAGGCACUGCCGUAUUUUUGUCUUGGAUGCCUUUUUAAGUCUGCGACUUUGACAAGCUUCUCUCAACUACACCUGUCACGUAAUUCGGGCUCUAGGCAGUCAUUUGACUAAAUAAACUUACAUUUUUAGCUCUUUGUACAAGAUGAUCGAUCAAGAAAGCUAAAAAAUGUGAAAAACUUUCGAGAGUUUUUGUAGGAAUGGAAAAUUUCACGUUUAGAGAUGUGCAUAUAGGCGAAAAAUCGAUGGGAAAAUCGUAGCGUUUCUUUCUUCAGUCGUUUAUUACUUUGGAGAUUUGCUAAAAUCAGCAAAUAGGGCUUUUGUAUGGAACAAAACAUUCAUUAGUCUAUACCUUGGUUGUUUAUCAUCAUCACUGCUCAUUUUAGGAGGUUUUAAAGUCGCACGCUGCGUGUUGGUUGACAUUAUUACAAGUUCCAGUGUGCUACAACUUCGGCUUUCACAGACGAGAAAUUCUGCGCUCUCGUUCGAGACCAAAUAUCAAUAGCUCUAUGAAACUAAAAACUGUGCUACUAUCCCGAAAAUAAAAUUAAAAUAGUGUUGUCGUUGUCACUUACCGCCAUCGAACAUUUCCAUGCAGAACUCCGCCAAACUAAUAUCUGUUGUGUGACCCGAAGACUUUCGUAGGAAUUAUUCAAGCGCGUAGUUCAUGCUGUCUUCUCGAUAACAAUUUCAGAAUACUGUGCAGAUCCCUAUGAUUAUUUGCUUGCUUCGAUCGUAAAGUAUCUGCAUUUUUUUUUAAGCAUUCUAUUACUACAUGUAAAUCUACGUCUCUCUCGAUCGAGUGUUGCUGGCGUUUGAUUGCGUGACUAGUAAAAUUCAUUAUGAAUGAACCAGAAAUAUUUUUACCAAUAGGCCUCCUGCAAAUUUCCCUAGACGAAAAAACCCCAAGAAAUAGUUGUUUUCGCGAGCAAAGACAAUAAAUAUGAAAGAAAAGUGAGAUGCAAAGGUCUAUAUUUUUUUUUAGCUUAAUAGCAGCUGUACCCUCUCCUGCAGUCUUCGUCUAAAGUUUGCAAGGUUCCUCCUUAUCUUCUGCCUUUUUCGGUCAGUUUCGACUUCUGAGGCUAGACCAUCGGCAUCGGCCUAUUCGUCCUCAUUCAUACCUACAAAGGGGGACCUCGUCAAUAAACCAAUUUUUGUUACGGCAGAUAACCGGCUGAAGUAUCGAGUGAUUUGUUGCUCUAUCAUCCAGUCAGUCUUGGACAACAUUUCUGGCCGGUGUCGUCUCUUAAACUCGAUAUUUAGGAAGCCACGUUAGAUGCGGUUGCCUUACUAGUUUCCUCCCCUGCCCAGCACACGUCUAGGAAUAAUUCUUUUGUGAGAGAUUAUUCAGCUUUAAUUGAUUUCCGGUUGAUUUUUUGCGAUAAGUGACAGAUGAUUGAACAAUAGGAUCAUAUUAUAUAUUUAAAAUGAGAGAGAGGGAGCGGAGAGAGAGAGGGAGAUUAGGUUGAUUUUAUAAAAUAAAACGUGAAGUUUCGGAACAUAACAGAUUCUUUAGUCACAUUUCCGACACAGUGGCACCUCCGACGGAACGCGCGAAGCAUGGAGGAACUAACCAAAGAAGCAGAGGCUAAAUUGCAGAUGUUGCUUUACACCAAUGGAAAAACACGUGGCAUUGUGGAAAAGGGAAACCUAGGAGCGGUCGCGCGACAUCGCCACAACCUACAAGCAAGUAAAAGUAAAAGAAGUAGACGUGCUUAAACUAAGGGUUGAACAGACCAUGUUCAAGGCCGGGAAAAGUGCAGAAGACGUUGGAAGUUGGAGCAGUAGCAUUGAAGAACCGAUCGCCGAAGCUGACGAAGAAGUUUCGCGACUAGAAAAAUGGCUCGUGGAGACGAAUGGAGAGAUCGAACAUCGAAAGCAAAAGGACAAAGAAGAAAGGGAAGCCCGUGCUCGUGAAGAGGAGCUUAAAUUCGAAAGAGAGCAAAUGGAGAUGAAGCUAGAAUUCGAACGCCAACUGGAAGAGACCAAGGCAAAACAGUAACGUGUUGAGAAGGCUAAUCAGAGUGAACAAAGGACAACAAAGCUACCGAAACUACAGAUCACAAAGUUUAAUGGGACGUAUGAAGCAUGGCUGCCGUUCUGGAACAAAUUUCAAGCUGAAAUUGAUAAAGCAAACCUUGCAACUGUGACCAAGUUUGCAUACCUAAAAGAGCUGGUAGAUCCAAAGGUUCGAGCGGAGAUAGACGGACUGCCUUUCACAACAGAGGGCUACGAAAGGGCAAAGAAUAUCCUCAUCGGCGAAUAUGGGAAAACAAGCGAGAUCGUGAAUGCGUACGUCCAGAACAUCGCGAAUUUGCCUGUCAUUACAGGAAGACAACCUGCGCCUAUCCACGAAUUUUUCAAGAAGUUCGUGUACAAUGUGCAAUCUUUGGAGACACUGGGCAAAUUGAAAGACGUCACUGGAAAUGCAAGGAGUGUGCUCGACAAACUAAAGGGUGUAAAAGCAGAUCUAGUGAGAGGACAAAUUGACUGGCAGGACUGGGACUUCCCACAGUUGAUAAAAGCUUUGAAAAGUUGGAAGGGAAUCAACCCCAUUGGGAGCGGCGCGGAUAAUGCGGGGAAGCAAGGUGCUAAAUUCCGCGAUCGCGAAAAAACAUUUCAAGCAAACGAAACUACGCCAACACAAAGAGGGUGUGUCUACUGUGACGCAACUGACCACAGAGCUGUAAAUUGUAACAUGUUUGUGACAGUUGGAGACCGCAGGAAGCAAUUAGGUCUGAAACAGCUGUGUUUUAACUGCACAGGAAGUCGACACCUUGCUUCUGAGUGCAAAUGCCGUUCUGGCUGCCAGAUCUGCAGUCGAAGACAUCAUACAUCGAUUUGUGACAAACAUACAUCGCGAGACCAGCUGAUGACCACAACGAGCGUAGAAAGGAAAGGAGUGGUGAAACUGCAAUAAGCGUGUAAGUCUCCUGGCCUUUAAUAACAACACCACAAACCAAGUUAGAAUGAAGAUUUAUUGUAGCCGACGUGCUUGGUACUAAGAGUGUGCAUACAAACAGCGUGGGUUGAAACUAAAACGGUAAAAAAGCAAAAAAGUUACAAGUUGCGACUAAGGUAAAUUAGAGUAAGGAAAUAACAAAACUGCAAAACGAGGACUGUGAAGUACACUUACAUUGUUUCGGCCAGAGAAAACUGCUGUAAAGCGGACUGCGAAUAACGCGAAGAGACUUGCAAGAAACUAAACAGAACUGCGCUAAGCGCGGACCAAAAUGAACUGCCCAAAACUGUACUGCAAAACUACGAUAUGAAAAAUACGCUAGAACAUGCGGAAAAUAAAACUAUAGAAACUAAGAAAGGCGAUAAUGAAGAUGAAACAGCACAGAAACGCUAACGAGGGCGCGAAAACUGACAGAAAGGAAUAAACACUUAAAUUAACGCCAAAAAAAAAAAAAGACUAAACAAAUGGACGAAAAGAAGUAUAAACUAAUUUGCGUACGCAAAGGAAAAACAAAUUACGCAAGAACGAAUAAUAGAAAAAAUGUUACACUUGGAUCUUACAAGUGGUGUAUCCUAUGGUUACAGUUGGCGUGAAUGGUGUUAAUUGCCGAGCAUUGUUGGAUACAGGAGCCGGAAGUUCCUACGCUUCAUCAACGCUUCUGAACUGUUUACAUUUGCGCCCUAUCCGUCAACAAUUCAAGCGCAUUGAAAUGAUGUUUGGUACUUCAAACAAAGCGAUAGACGUCUAUGGCCUACAAAUUCGAAGCGUUGAUGGUAAAUUCACCUUGGAAGCCGCAGUAAACAAAGUCGACCGCAAAGAGUUGUUGACAUUGGAAAAAUUCCUCACAAAGCGGUCGUGCGCGAGAAUGCAGAAUCUACAAAGACACGCAUUGUUUAUGAUGCUUCUGCAAGAGCUAAUGCAAGUGUCCCCUCACUCAACGAGUGCCUCGAAAUCGGCCCUCCACUACUACUUGGAAAGUGCUGGUACGAAAUAGGUUCUAUCCCGUGGCAAUAGCUGGCGACUUAAAACAAGCAUUUUUGCAAAUUCGCGUCCGAAGAGAAGACGAGAUGCCUUACGCUUUCAUUUGAUAAAGGAUCUGGCAAGCAAACAAGUAGAAACCUUGCGAUUCACUCGAGUACUCUUUGGUUUGGCACCGUCUCCAUUCCUCUUGGCCGCAGUUAUUAAAGAACAUCUAUAGCGAUACAAAAUGGUGAACCCGGAAUUAGUAGAGGAGAUAGAGCGCAGUAUGUACGUGGAUGAUUUAAUCAGUGGUGGGGAGACAACAGAACAAGCGUUAGAAAUCAAGAUGACAGCCACGACCAUCUUUGUUGAGGCGACUUUCAAGCUGCACAAGUGGCAUUCCAACGAUCGGGAGCUAGAAGUUGAAACUGCGACUUUAGAUGAAGAAAGUCAGAGUUACGCCAAACAACAACUGGGAACCAGAAAGGGCGAAUCAAAACUGCUAGGAUUCCCCUGGGACAAAGAAAAGGACGAAAUUCAAGUCAGCUUCCCGAUUUCAACCGCUGAGCCGACAAAAAGGGGUAUCCUUGGAAAAGUCGCAAAAAUCUACGAUCCACUCGGUCUGGCUUCACCCGUGACCCUCUCUGGAAAAAUGCUCUACAGAGAUGCCUGCGACACGAAGAUCGCGUGGGAUAGGCCCCCUACCAAGUGAGUUACAAACCAAAUGGAAGAAAUGGGAGCAAGGACUUCCAGAGCACGUGAACGCGCCAAGAAAUGUCGUCAAGCAUGUAGGGAAGAUAUUAUCAAUCGACUUACACACAUUCGGGGACGCAAGCGGGAAAGGAGUUGCAGCCGCGGUUUAUGUAGUGGUGGAGCAACCAUCAGGCACGAAUCGAGGCCUCGUGACGGCAAAGUCGCGGCUCGCGAAGAAAGGACUCACGAUUCCCCGAUUAGAACUAGUGGCUGGACAUAUGGCUGCGAACCCAGUACAAAAUGUGAAAGAAGUCCUGAAGGGUUUUCCCGUAAGAAGUGUCUAUGGUUGGCUGGAUAGCACAGUCGCACUGCACUGGAUCCGUGGUAAUGGCGAAUACAAACAGUUCGUGGGAAAUCGAGUGAGGAAGAUCCAGGAAAAAGAAAUAAACUGGAGGCAUGUACCAACAGAGGAGAAUCCAGCGGACGUGGGGAGUCGGGGAGGAGAUGUUAGUAGAUUGACAGCUCUUUGGUGGCAGGGACCAAGCUGGUUAGCAAAACCACAGGACUGGCCGCCAGACCUUGUAUAACGACAUCUACUCCAUAAUCAAAAGCGGAAGAAGUGAAACAAACGCGCGAGUUGUUUGCUCUAGCAGUAGAGAAAACAGAGAACAAUGACGCAUUCGAUGCGCUGCUGGAGAAGUACGAGCUGUGGCGUGUGUUGCGAGUGGGUGCUUGAAUCUGGAGAUUCCUCCACAACAUAAGAACCGUCCGUAAACAGAGAAUCGUUGGUCCCCCUACAACUGAAGAAAUACAGAAGCAGACAACGUUCUGGAUCAAGCGAUCUCAACAACAAGCAAAGUCGAGCCAGAAAUUUGAAGAAGACCGUUUACAGUUGAAUGUGCAAGAAAACCAAGAGGGAAUAUUAGAGUGUAGGGGAAGAAUUCAAGGCCAUUACCCCAUCUUUCUGCCAGACUCCUCGCCCUUCACUCGCAAGUUAGUUCACCGAUCACAUGUCGACACACUGCACGGAGGAGUGGCCCUUACCAUGGCCAAAGUGCGAGAGCUAUACUGGGUACCGCGUUUAAGGGCACUCGUAAAACAAGUUCUCAGGGCGUGUUCAGGCUGCAAGCGUUUUCAGGCCAUGGCACUGGCAACGCCGCCUCCUGGACUCCUACCCACUGACCGCACAGAGGGGAGCACCCCAUUCGAGGUUAUCGGAGUCGAUUUUGCAGGGCCCAUCAAGUACCGUAUCAGAGCCGAAACAGAAGGAAAGGCCUAUCUUGCAUUGUACGCGUGCAGUCUUACACGAGGAUUAUUCCUGGAAGUACUACCAAACCUGGCAACCAGUGAAUUCCUAAGAAGUCUAAAACGGCUCAUCGCGCGCCAUGGGCGUCCGAAGAAGAUAUAUUCCGACAAUGGUAAAACCUUUGUUGGUGCCGAGAAGUGGCUCAAACAAGUUAUGCGUGACGAGAAGACACAAGAUUACUUAGCACAUGAGAACAUCAAGUGGCAAUUCAACCUCAGCCGCGCCGCUUGGUGGGGAGGACAGUUCGAGCGCCUCGUCGCACUGGUAAAAACAGCUUUAAACAAGACUAUCAGAUGCGGAAUGUUAACCUGGACAGAGCUGUGUGAGGUGGUACUGGAUGUGGAGAUUGCUUUGAAUAAUCGCCCUUUAUGUUACGUCGAAGACGACAUACAGUUACCCGUGCUUACCCCUAACUCACAGCUAUUUCUUCGAUCAAACCAGCUACCAGGACUGGAACCACACCAUCUAAGAGAAUUUGAUCUGCGUAGAAGAGCUAAAUAUCUGUGAAGGUGCAAGCAGGCUUUGUGGACCAGGUGGACUACCGAAUAUUUACGAGGGUUAAGAGAACGACACCGGAUUAAACACAAGGGUCAAACCACGCCCUUGGCCAAGGGAGAGGUAGUCAUCAUCAAGGACGAGGAACGAAAUCGCAAUAAAUGGAAAAUUGGAAUCGUGGAAGAUCUGAUUUCGGAAUCGUUCGAGCUGCCAAAUUUCCAGCGGGGAAAGGAACACUUGAACUGGCGGGACAACAUCUUUACCCACUGGAGCUGUCCUGCGAUCGGGAGAAUUUACAGGCUCCUCUACAGCUCAACCCCGAAGCCCCGACAUUCAGGCCCAGGAGGGAUGUAGCGGUAGCCGCUCGUUAUCGCAUUCAAGACGCGAACAUUGAUGCUGAUUAGAGAUAUUUAGGAACACUGAACUGAUAUACUGGACUAACUUUCUGUUUCGUUCAUUGAAUUUCAAAUUUUAUCGAGUGUGCCAUUCCAGUGUUUUUUCUCCGUUGAGAAAAAACAGGGGAGUGUGUGAGAGAUUAUUCAGCGUUAAUUGAUUUCCGGUUGAUUUUUUGCGAUAAGUGACAGACGAUUGAACAAUGGGAUCAUAUUAUAUAUUUAAAAUGAGAGAGACCAGAGCGUGAGACAGAGAGCGGUGAGAGAGAGAGGGAGAUUAAGUUGAUUUUAUAAAAUAAAAGCAGAUUCUUUAGUCUCAUUUCCGACACUUUGCUUUAUGAGAAAAGGCGGCUGCGUUUUGUGUUUUCCAAAGAGCCCAUGCAAAGUCCACCUGCCUAGUUAGGGACUGUUUGUCAGAAUUUUACCUGAGGUCCAAACUUGAACGUAGCCACUCACAGCAUGUUGUGCAUGCGUGACAUUUUUCGGACGUUACAUGUACGAGUACGUGAUCCGUUUGAGGGUCAGAGAUUUUGCGUAAAUAUUUGACGCCUCAACACAUCACAUCCUCGUCCACGUAAUGUCUCUAUUAACUGAGAUCUUAGAACGCUUCAUUGCGUGGAUUUGCCUUCUGCGGCCAGAGGGCUAAAAGCGAAUUCCUCGGGCGUAAUUGCUUUUGAUUUCUCAAUUGAUGUUGGCGCCAACACAGUUUUUGGGAGUCAUGAUACAAAAAAAAAAUUGUCGGAACCCAGUUUCAUUUUCUAAUGGAAAUAAAUGGCAAAGAAAAACACAAUCUUGAGAAAUAAAAUUUUAAAUAACAGGGGUUCUUUGAAACAAAUAAUGAUAGAAAAUGUUUCAUUUCUGGUCAAUAUUGACUUUUCAUAGCCUUCUUCCAAAUCUGAGGGAACGCGCGGAGGGAAUAAAAAAACAUACAUGUGUGUGAUAAUGCAAGAAAGAGGAUAAGAAUACAAAUAAAGAAAAUGGAGAAAAACGUAGGAACCCGUGUUGCGUGCCCUUUUGCAGCGUGCAGAUAUCUUUUAAGCCAGACCUACACACCUAAGCCCGACACCACGCAAAGAAACAAAUAAAAUAAAAGAAGGCCUAAGAACUUUAUAGAAGUGUUUUUUUGAAAAAAAAAAAAAAAAAGGAAAGCAAUGUUUACUUCUCAAGAAAGGUCACACAGUCACGCUGCAAAUGCUAUUUCUGCGUGGAAUUUCUUGAUGGUGGAAAGUGGAAAAAGCAUUUUCCAGUCUUAUUUUCUGGAAGCAUGGUGCAGUUAAUAAAUUUUUAUGUGGCUAGUGAUAUUUCCUUUCAAACGAAGGGGGUAGAGUUUCCCGUCAUCCAUGAUCUGGAAAAGCCGAAGUUGUUACACACGGGAACUUGUACGUCAACAAGCACGCGACAUGCGACUUUAAAAUCUCCUCACCUGUUACAGUUUCCUUGUUGUAAACUGUGCGAUAAUGAUGAUAAACACUCAAAUUAUAGACUAAUGAAUGUUUUGUUCUGUACAAAAGCCCUAUUUGCUGAUUUUAGCAAAUCUUCAAAAUAAUAAACGACAGAAGAAAGAAACGCUACGAUUUUCCUAUCCAAUUUUCGCCUACAUGCAUCUCUGCCAACAUGAAAUUUACCAUUUCUACCAAAAAUCUCGAAAGUUUUUCACAUUUUUAGCUUCUUUGAUCAAUCAUCUUGAAUAAAGAACUAAAAAAUGUAGGUUUAUUUAGUCAAAUGACCUCCUAGAGCCCGAAUUGCGUGAUAGGUGCAGUUGAGAGAAGCUUGUCACAGUCGUAGACUUAAAAAGGCAUCCAAGACAAAAAUACGGCAGUGACCAAAUAUUUUUUUGAUGGUUUUCAGAGAUGAAAUGAUGGAUUAUAAAUGGGAAUUAAGAUUAGUGUUUUAGCUUUCUGGCAAGACAUACAUUUUACCUAUUUUGAAGCGAUUUCCUCGAUGAAAACCAAGAAAAACCGGGGGGGAGGUGUCUAUCUUCCCCCGGAAAAAAACCAAAACAGAGACCAGUUUGUCUCUUUGAGUUUUGGGGUAGACCCUCUAAACUGGCAAAGUUUCAUUGAAAUCGGUGAGAUGGCAUGUAGCACGACUGCCCGGUGUUUCGUGUACACACUCUUGACUAGUCUCCGUAAAUCACCUAGUCACGUAUAUUAUCAAUUUUUUCUGUUACAAUUUGAGUAGCUAUUUAAAAAGAAAACCAUUGCAAAACGAUGCUGAAGCCGUGCAUGUCUACCUCAAGCCCAUCAGGGACCAGAAAACAAUCGAUCUUCACUUACACCGCGGUCGUUGGUUUUCCAUCGCGAACUUGUAUCUUUCUACCUAUGGAAGUCCACUUAACAUUUGUCCCGGCAAGAACACCUCCCUCAGGGGUUGACUCUCAGUUAGUUGUGAGUUGUCUCGAUUGUGGGCGGCGAUGCAUUUAGAACGUUAGCUUCAUUUUAUGCGUCAGUUUCUGUGGCAGUUUCUUAUUUUCUUGUGAGACACCCAUUGCGCCCUUAAGCAGGGGAGGGCUGGGUACACGAGAAUGGCAGAGUGAUUAGCAGACGACAUGAUUCUCACUGACACUCCAAAACAGAAAGUUAAUCGACAAUAUGUUGAGGACCUUCGAACUCAAAGUACUAUUAUUGAUUCCGCGCGAUAAACAUGGAAUGAAUUUUACUUAAAAGAGUUUUCUCAGUUUUAUUUGAGUGAUUGGAGACAAUACAGAAAGACCUUCGGGACUCAAUCAAGGGUCACCUCGACCAUUCAACAGAGGUGACCACUUAAUGGAGGUGAAAAUUGCAGUAUUUAAGGGGAAAAAUUUCAGGACUUUGACCACCGACCGCUUAAUGGAGGGUGAUCGCUUUAUACGAUGCCACUCAAUACAAGCUCUAUCGUAGGUUAGAAUGACCACCCUUUCUCACGAUAUAAGGAUUCAAAUAAAGUUACAUUUAAUGCUAACCAACGACAAGAGAUCAUGAGGGUCCCUUAUAACCUCUUGCCAAUGGUCAUGCAGUGAAUUCUUUUUGUACAGGAUGCAAGACGAACAGCUAUGAAUAAAAGAACUGAAUUUCCUAAGUACGUUCAGAAGUCAGACUUUGACGCAGCCAUAAAUUGUUUGUGUGAAGUAUUAAUUCUAAUGCCACGGAUUCCAGCGCUAAAUGCAAAAUUGAUGAAAAUUUACUGGCAGAGGGCAGAAUGUUACAGAAGAAAGGUUGGUAUGCCACUGUAGAUAUCAACGUUAACGUGAUAUACCGCUGCUGGUAAAGUGCAUCACCAUGAUUGCAACAGGUCGCUAAAGGUCAGGAAAAGUUAGGGAAAAAAUUCUCCAAUGUUUGGAAAAGUCUGGGAAUUUCACUUUGAAUGAGAAAGAAUUCAGAGAAAAAUGAAAUUUUUAGUUUGCAUAAACUCAUUUAUCUUGUCUUGGCCCUCUUCACGACCUGAAAGAUGCCGUUGUCGCUGAUAUACUUUGUUCAAUUACAAGCAUAUCGUUACAACCCUGAUGACAUGUUACCACUUUUAAUUGAAGUCUUAAUUUUGUCGGUAUUAUUUGUAUCCCCUUCAAAAAGUGGCGCACUCCUGAAGAUAUUUGACAAAACUUAUCUUGGUCAAUUAUUUUCUAAUAUGCAAUCAUUCUUAAUCACUUCGAUAACAAACACAGUAAGCAGUAUGGGUAAUUUGUGAUAUUACCUGCAAAAGUAAAUCAAAUAAUCAAUCGUUAAUCAUUUCACGUCAGAGAAAUUUUGCUGUGUUUAUAGCCACAUUAAAAAUGCUAAGAGCUGAGAGAAUUUGACAAGUGUUUGUAUAACAUUCCCUUUACAUAAUAUAUUUGUUAAAAAAAAAAUAACCGCCAAUCCGAACUUACACAUUCUGCACUAACUUGAAUACGCGAAAUGACUGCCAGAUACCACAAAUCAUAGAGAGUACUGGAUUAUGGCCUUUGUAGUAAACGCGAUACAUGCGAAUCAAAAAACAUAGCUAAUAAAAAUCUGAUGAAAGUUUCAAACGAAAGAAGAAAUGAAUUUGAUAGCUGUCUUGAAACAAGGACUUAAACCAUGGAAGUUGCCAAAAUCCCUGAGCACUGGGAGAUAGCCUGCCAACGAAUUGGAAAAACUUGAAUGGAUAGAAGCACUUGACUGAUAACUUUACGGUCAUCUAGGAGAACUAGUUCGUUGCUGCCGACAACGCUUAUCCUUAAUCGCUUUCCUCUUCGCUCUCUGCUCUGUUCGGAACAUUUUCUUUUCGACAUCAGAAUUUAAUGCGAGCUCGUCAGAUAGUUAUUCGUUGACCGUAAGCCAACAAAACUCGCUCUCGUCAGCGCACUUGAUGGCCUUUAUUCUUUUCGAUAUCAAAUGAGUACCUUCUUCCAGAGUGCGCUUCGUUCUCUCUCGAAGCUACUUUUCAGGGCGUUCAAAGCGUCAUCCAGCUUAUCGAGAGCUGGUUUCCCUUACCAACACAUGUGUAGCUCUCACGACGAGUCUUCUUCACGGCUUCUUCAAAUGUAGCACUGUUACUUUGAGCAAAACUUGUUAGCCUAGAUUCGACUACUUGCGUUUAGUUUUCAGUUAGAGAAUCGACCGACGUCGAAAUAACAGAUCUGAUUACUUGAUUGAUGGAUGGAUCCAAUACGGUUACACCAUCUUCUGCUACGUCCGUGGAACGAGAUGCUAGAAGUUCAUCCGUAAUAAAACUAACAACCAGUGCGGAUGCAUUCACAGACCCAAAGGGCGAACACUCGACUACUCGACACUUGUAUGCCGCUAUUAAAAUAACUUAACACUAAGGAGACAUACCGAUACACUUACUAAUAAACACAAAAUGCUAUUCAGAACGUGCAGAAAAAAAAUAUCUCCUCAACUGCGCAACUCAGAUAUUUUGAUACUCCCGUCCAAAGACGUCUAUCGCCCAGAAUUUUAUGAUCUUCACGUAACAUCGUCAGUAUUUUACUGACGAGAGUCAUACAUUCGUAAAGGUGCGUCGCAAUUUCCAGAUACAUGUCAAUUGUAAGCAUGCUGUGCAAAUCAAAACGAACGACAGAAGAAUUCACUCGGCUAGAAAAAAUUUGCAUCAAAUCAUGAUCACCUUUGCCGAAAAUUUGGUUGUAUGGCAUGUUGUCAAGCUUUCUAUUAAUGUUUCCUCGAGUCCCUUGUCAUGCGUUUGUGGCAAUCAGAUUUAUAUUUUCGUUGGUAUAGAAAUUGUUGGAAAAGAGGUGAUUUUCAACCAUAACUACUUCUUUUAAUCCUUUCUGCUGAUAUUUACAGCACAACUUUGAAGAUGCCCUAAAAGAUUGCGAGGAAGGUUAGUAUCUCAUUCGCGUAAAGUCAUAUUUUAUUUGUCUUAUUUCAUAUAUAUUUUCAAAUUGCAACAUUCUUGAAAACGGGUGCAUACACGUAUAGAGAUAUAGAGAUAUAUAGAUAUAUAGAGAUGAAUUUUGUUUAUUAUAUACAUUCUGAGAUUUACACACCGAAAAGGCGCGAAAUAUAUUCAUUCACAAGCUGGUCGAGGGAGCCGAGGGUCAAUCAAAUGGUGCGUAUCCCAUUUUGCAUGUGUGAAGAAAACGAUAUGUCCAGCCAGGCACCGAUUAUCUAAACCGAUCGGAAAAUCAUAAUUUCAAAUCGGCUUUAAGGGCUGUUUCUUCGGUCAAAUUACUUACAAAAGAUGAGUGAGAAGAGAUAUGUCUCUUACCAGACUUCUAUGAAGGAUUUUGUGGAAAGCCUGAACAUGAAGAACAAAACACACACACACACACAAAAGAAAAAGAAAAAGGAGGCAAAGCGAGAUCUGUUUGAAACUUUUAAAAGGAUCACCCUGUUCGACGUUAAGACGGAGAAGACCAUGAUACUUUUCAAGUAUAUAUCUCUUACUAACCCAGUUCGAGGGCCGUACUGUAGGUUACGGGCCGAGUUUAUUCCGCACGGGUUUAUUGCCCAAGCGCGAAGCGCGCAGGCCACAAAUUAAGCGGAAAAACGAGGUUCCGUGACUUUAAUUACGGGCCAAGAAAAACGAGGUUAGUAAGAUGUUUAUUAUAUAUCCUGGCUAAACUAGAGGGGGAAGAUUUCAGUUCAAGUGGAACGGCCAUUGAUGAUUGACGCGCGUCAAGGCCUAAGCAGGAGAACAUUUUAUUGGCUUCCAAUGAAAAUUGGACUUUGAGUCGUCAAAGGUUCUAAAGAUUCGUUUAAUGCCCAUUGUUCAAAAUAAUGCAAAUUGCAUGAAAAUAACAGUUCAAGUGUACAUAGGUUUUCUGCAAGGAACUGUGAUGCAACGUUUUGUAGGUAAAUCUUUAGUUGAAAGUUCUUUCAAAUGUCCGAAAUCUGCAGAGCACAACGAGUUCUUUCGUAGAGUGCGUAGAAAGUGCGAACUAACGGCUAACUUUGUUCAAUGUUAACGUCAAAUGAAUGGCAUGUACUAAAACCCGAAACCGCGAAACGAAACGACUUUAACGACCAAAACGAAAUGACCGUUAUGAUAAAAAAAUAAAUAAAUGAAAAAAGCCACUACAACGAUUGAGACCAGUGAAGGAUGAAAUGUCUCUCGCAUUUAAGGCUUUUAACUAUUAAGGCCCUCUCAGGAAGCUCGCUUUUUUUUUUACUAUAAUUUAUAAACUAUAAUUUGACACUUAUAUAUAGUUUCUUGCACGGAACCCCAGCCAUUUUGAAUACCUCAUCAUAUACUGAAAGGAGAGGAAGAAACCGUUAACGAUAUUUAUUGACGACGUCUAUGUCCAAUUUUUUAAAUUGAUUUUUUUUAAACGAUCGAGAGAAUUGAGAGAAUUUAAUUUUCCCGUGAGGUAGAUCAGGGGUAGACCAUAAUCGAAACGAGACGAAUAUGUCGGCUGACGCCUGACGCCUGACGCCUGACGCCCUUAGGCAUUCAUUUUAUUUUAUUAUUAUUAUUGACUUUUUUUCUAUUUUUCGUAUGUUCCUUUGAUCGUUUCUGUCAUUUCGUUGGUCCUAAGGUUUGCUUCGUUUUGAUCGUUUCGUUUUGGUCGUUCCGCUGGUUUCGCUUGUUUCGUUUCGCUUUGCUCUUUUCGCUUGUUUUGUUUCGUUUUGGUCGUUUUACUGGUUUCGCUUCUUUCAGUCUAAAAAGUCUAAAUUGACACCUAUAGUGGAGAUAUGACUUAUUUUAGUCAUUGAGUUUUUUUUCUAUUUUUACAGCUGAUAGACUUUGUCCUGGAGAUCAACGCGUACUUGUGACAAAAAUGUUCGUGCUUGAAGAGUUGAGAAAGUAUAAACAAUGCUACGAAGUUUGUAACCAACUGAUCAGUAAAGGAUUUAAGGUAAUUCAUGAAACUCAUCGUAUUUAGUCACGAGUUAAGAUAUUUAUUAUGUAAUAGAUACUUAAAUGAGGUUCGGAUAUAACACGCGCUGUCAAUAGGUUGAAAGAGCGUGUUUUAUCGUAGUAAAAGAAAAAAGAAAAACUAAGCUGAGUUAAAGAUGUCACGCCAUCUGCCAAUUUGUACAAUGCCCGACAGUUUCCACGGACUUCUCUCUACCUUUUUUCGUCAAUUGAAGUUAAAAUUUCAGAACAAGCGAGCCGGCAACUGGUAACAGAGGAACCGAGCAAGGCUUUAUAGACAUGCCGAGCGCCUAUACAACUUUCAAACUUUGCCCCUGCAUGUCGCUUAACAACAAUAAAGAUCGAGGCCACGCGAAACAACAUGCUCCUUGAUGGGCCUGGAAUAGGAUUGGCUUAUCCGGGCACUCAUUUGAACACAGUAUCGGCAAAGUCGCGUACUAAAGGUAUCAUAACAUGAGCAGAGACGAAUAUCACUAAAGAGAACACGAAAUGGACUGUCCGAGUCCUGAAGGUUUUCACGCUAAGUCAGAUUGUAAGCUUAUAUACGGUAAUAAAAUUCGACCAUAGCUUACACUCGUAUAGUUUAUAUAUUCGCGUGUUAAAAGCAAGAAAAGAGUAGAAAAUAGAAAGGAUGAAAAAAAAAACAACAACAACGACAACAACAACAAACAAAAAAAAACAAACUGGUAUAACGGUUAAAAUUUAUACAAAUCAUGACUAGUUCAUCGAGGUGAUAUCCGGUCAUCGCAGUGACGCAAGCCUCAGAAAUUGCAUUGUCCGCCCUUCGAGUGAACAAUUGAGAGCUUGCUUUGAUUUCUUUUCGAGGCGAGGAGUGGAAGGCCGGUUCUUUCACAGCAACCGAGUUUCAUGGCUCUGUCACCCCGAGCAAUCUUCAUGUUCCUGUGGAUUUGGCUGCCUUCCUUCGUCAAAUACGCGCAUUGAGCAUUUUGUUUUCGAAGUGUCAUGUGAAAACAAAUUUCCACCAUUUCCUAGACUUCUCGCCAGUUUUUUUCAUUAAUUGAAACUGAAAUUUCGGAAUAAGCGAGUCGGCACGUACUAACAGAAGAACCAAACAAAGAUUUGUAAACAUGCCAAACGCUGUAAUUUCCGUUAUUAUAUCGUGAGCAGAGAGGAAAAUCUUUAAAAAAGGAAACGAAAUGAACACUCCGAGUGUUGAAGGUUUUCACUCUCAGUUAGAUUGCAAGCUUACCGGCCUACGGUAAUAAGAAUAAAAAACAGCUACCACUCUUAUUGUAUGUAUAGGUUCUUGUUCGAAAAAAAAACAAAACAAAAAACAAAACAAAAAAAUCAGGAAUGAUGAAAAAUGCAACCAAACUGGCAUAACGUUUACAAUUAAUUCUAAUCAUGACGGUGUUAGAGCAAAUGCGAUCGUGCUGAAGUCCAUCACGGUUACCUCAUCAUGGCGAUCUCCGGUCAUCGCAGUGAAGCAAGCCUCAGAAACUACAUAGGCCGCCCUUCGAGUAAAAAACUAAGAGCUUGCUCUGAUAUUCUUUCCGAUGCGUUAAGUGGAAGGUCACAUUAGUCACAGCAGCCGAGUUUUUACAGCGCUGUCUUCCCGAGCAAUCUUCAUGUUUCUGUGAAUUUGGCUGUCAUUCAUUCAUACAACGAACGCCUUGGGCAGUUUGUUUCAAGAAAAUCGAUAAUAACUGAAAUAUGCCAAAAUUCCGCUCUCGAAGCUCAAAACUUCAGACAAAUGUCGGGGCGUCACACCACAAAUUGAAAACAUCUGAAUUGAUAAGGAGUUCCGAGUCUUGAAAAACAAUAUCGAGAUAUAUGUUGACAGCAAUUUCAGCAAUCCUUAAUCAUUUAAUUACACAAUCUAAUUAAAUUUAUCCGACCUACUUCGAACUAAUUUAAAAAUAAGUCAAAAGUAACCCGUUAUUUAACCAUGUGCUUCUAAAGAUAAUUGGCUGAAAAUCUGGUGUUUGGAAGGAAAAGAGUAGUUCUUUUCGAUCUCCAAAGGAAUUUUUUGGGAAAUAAUUCAGUGCGAUUUAAUCAAGUUUUAAAGUUUGAUAAAAUGCGCCGAUUUGACGGUGCCGUUUAUUAGUCGAAAAAAGUACACUAACUCUAAGCAAACUCAAUUGUUUCGCAUUUUACGUCCAAUCUACAGCUUAUUUAACAUAAUAUCCUCUUAGUUCCGUGAUGCUAUUUCAAAAAGAUAAUAAGAGGAUGCAGUGUUGAAAUUGUGGCAUCAAUUGUCUCACUGGCGACAUAACUUGGCAGGAUAGUCAACGCCUCUUGAUAAUGAGUUGUUUACAAAGUGUGUCUUGGGGCUUCUAAUUUGAGGUUUCACUAUUCCCUUUUCGUUGAAAAGGAGGUUGUAAUUACUUGAAGUAAGAGAACUUUGCUUACAUAUUAGUUUUUCAUCAAACUGCGAACCAAAUUUAGGCGGAAUGUUGCUAUUUAUGAAAUAUACUUCUCGUGUGCCUAAUAACGCUGAUUAAUUCACAAUGACGUUUACUGACAUUGACAACUCCGCAAAAUAGAGCACUUUACUGAGAAACGCGUAGCUUUGGGAACUUGGGUCGCGUUUUAAAGACGCGAAACAAAAGCAAGCAUUAAACUUAUCAAAGGAAUUGGAGAGGGUGCUUUUAGGGUAACCGCUGACACGACACUCAGUAUAGAAACACUUCGUGUUUAAUUUGGGUAAGAACGAACCGUACGGGAUGAUCUUUGCCUUGAAUAAUGGUAAGGAUUUUAUAAAAAUCAGAUAUGAAACGAAUUAAGGGAUGGCGCAUAUAAGUUUCAAUUUUCGUUUUCUGUCAUUGUUUUUCCUCGAAGACCCAGACUUUGAUGAGAGACUGGAAAUUGCGAUAGUAAGAAAAUUUCUCACGUUUUGUCUAUAAAUGUUCUUGUUCGUUGAUAAAUUGAUUUAUGAGUCCUUCUUAGCUCAUUCAUGCUGAAAGCAAUGAAUGAGGUAUCGUGGUGGAGUGGAUGUUGACCGUAGACGGAGGUUGCAUUGUGGACCGUGAACGGAAGUAGUAUCGCACGCUACCCCUCCCCACUUAGUGAAAGUCAAAAUUAAUUUCGAUGAAACUCAGAAACUCAUGUGGAAAGAAAUAAAAAGGUUUUAUGGUUAAUAAAAAUAACAAAGUCAAAUCACAUUUCCGAACUUCUAAAAAUGCAACUUGAAUCGAGAAGCCGAAAUGUCCACACCCAGGGGCUCAUUUCAACACACUUCAACACACGUUGUGACCACGCAAUAGAGCAUCAGGGGCAGCCAUAUUGGUAGGCCUCGCAUUUGCGUUCGUCUUCAGUUGCUAUAAACACUCAGGGUCUUAAAAUAACUGCUGCCUUUGUAAUUACAUCUGCAAAUGGUUAGAUAUUCUAUUCGGAUAAGGACGAAAAACCGUAGGCCCCGUCGCAGGGGACUUUAACGUCACGCACUUGUCGAAAAUAUUGCAUUCGCCGUUUCGCAGUUUGGUUAGGAACUAGCAAAGUUCUCUUUGUGAAGUAAUUACAGUCUCCUUUUCAACGAAACUGGGAAUGGAGAAGCCUCAAAUCAAAAGCUUGUAAGAGCAUGAUGGAAAGCGUUGACUAUUCUAUCUUGCUUUUAUGUAAACGAUGCCGUAAUUUCAGGACUGUGACCCCCUUCUUUGAAACAAUGACACGGAAGGUAAGAGGAUAUUAUGCUAAAUAAGCUGUAGAUUGGACGUAAAAUGCGAAACAAUUGAGUUUGCGCGUGUAUGUGUACCUUUUCGACUAUUAAUCGGUGCAUUUUGUCCGACUUUGAAAUUUGAUUAAAUCGUUCUGAAUCAUUUCCUCAAAAAUUCCUUUGAAGGUCAAAAAGUCUCUUCGCUGUCCAAACGCCAGAUUUUCAGUCAAUUAUUUUUUGAAGCACAUGGUUAAAUAACGAGUUACUUUAGACCUGUUUUUAAACUAAUUAGAAGUAGGUCAGAUAAAUCUAAUUAGAUUGUGUGGAUAAAUGGUCAAGAAUUGCUGUCAACAUAUUUUCUUAUGUUGCUUUUCAAGGUCUGGUACUUUUCAUCAAUUCGGGUGUUUCCAUUUUGUGUUUUGACGCUCCGAGAUUUGUCUAAAAUUUUGAGCUUAUGAAGCAGCAUUUUAACGGAAUUCAGUCAUCGAUUUUCUCGAAAAUAAAUUGAUAUUCUGCUAAACGAAGUAUGCAGCGAUUUUUUUCACUUUAAGGCCUACCUAACUUGACAAUAUGAGCCAAAUUGAUUUUUUGGCUCUUGCCGCCAGAUUUUUGAAAAUGUUCGAUUUUUGGCUACAUUUGCUCUUAAACUCGACCUGCCAAACUAUUUCAGUUUGUAAACUUAUUUACAUUGUGAACUUUGCUGGUUUAACACCUUUGGUAGCUCGUAGUCUUGCUCAACUUGUCAGAUUAUUUGAACCAUUCUAACAAGGUUUCUUAGUGGACGAUGGCAUCAUGCUCUAUGAGAGUAUAGAGCAUGCUGACGACUCUAUUAUUCGCUUUGGAAAUACAGUUUGUUUUGGAAAGAGAAAGUAAAGCGAAGGGAAGUGGAUGGAUUCUUUAUAACGAAACAAAUGAAGAAGCCUUGACUGUCCCCUGUUCUGUUGUAAAGCACUUAGGAAGCGACUAGAGCCAUCAGGAGGUUGGGAGAAAUACUCGACUACGCCUCGUGUUUCCACUACACUUAUUUUGUGCUCUAGCCUCUUCCCGCGUGCCUUACAACUCAACAGAGCAGAGUAAAAGCUUCUUUAUUUAUUAAUUUAGGUCUUCUUAACUAUUUUUUUGAGAGAUUUUGUCAGGGAUUUAUGUGAUAGCGGGACUAAUACUGCAAGAAAAGUUUUAAUGACAGACGCCACCUUGGUUUUUAUUUUAUUUUCGUUAGUCAUUGACAAGACCUCGAUUUGCCGUUGAUGCAUUAGAGAGAUCAAAACAAACGACCUCAUUUUUUACAGAAAAGUGCAACUUGGUUAUUUAAAGGACAAUUACUAUUUUAAGAGUCAGUUCCUGCUUUCCGCACGGGAAAUGGCUCGUUUCUCUGCUUCCGCGACUACUUUUUCAUUUUACUUGCAGAUCAUAUAAAACAUUUAAUACUCUUAGGCCUUUGUUGGCUGGUGAAGAGCCAUCCUGAAGUGUGCAUAGAGGCUUCAAUUCCUGAAAAUCUUAACACUGUUGUUCGUGCUGUUAGAUUUGAGGUGACAGACAUUAUGCAUUUCUCCUUCAUAGGUGGACGACGCCAAAAGGACCAUUAAACGAUUGAUGCCCAAGGUUGGUGGAAACGCUCAUUAAUUAAGUCAUAAAGCUCUUUAAAAAUUUUCAAAACUCAAAAGUAUCUUCAUCUAUCAAGAAGGAAGGUGAAAAGGAAUUAGUCUUUUCUGUUAGUAUUUUCUUUAGUCGAGUGUACCAUUUUCUCCUCCCUCUUGGUAUGUUUUAUCUUCAUGUACUAUACGAGUGAUCUCAUUAUAAAACAAAUCAUGUUUGAAUCUGAGUUCGAUCAUUUUCACUCGUGGAUAUGCCAAGCAUAGAUACGAGUGAUGUAGGGUUUUCGAUAUGCACCUUCGUGUUCGUAGGGUUAGCAUGAGCUCCUGUGUGUCUUCUCGAGACGUCCCGCUUUCUUGGUUUUGUUAAAAGUUAGACCUCUUGAAGGCUUCCUUUCCAGCAGUUUAUUGUAACUGAUUUUAUUUGCGACGCUGUUAAUAAUUUAUAGCGUUUGCAUUUAAACAUUUUUAUAAAAGAAAAAAAUUAUUUUGCAUUCUCACUUUACUCGCCAGAUGCUAAUAUUGCGCAUUACGGCCAGUCGCGCGGUCUAAAAAAAGCAUAUUGUACGCAAGUACUUGUAAAUUUUCUCGGCCUGAUGGGUUACCAAAUUCGCCACCUAAGACGCGACGUCGAGCGCACUUGUGAGCGCACUCGCGAAAAAGCUACUAAAUUGAACACGUCUACCAUUUCAUCUUCAGAUUGAGCGAGAAAGUAAAGAGUCUAAGAAGGAGGAUGAUUCAGAACUCUCGCAAGCACCAGGUUAUGCCGAAGGCAAGGUAAAAGUAUGGUUUUUAAAGAGGAACACUAGUUAUUUGAUGGGUUAAUAUAUCAUGCGCGUGGAAAUUGUCUGGUAGGUUUCCAAGUCCCGUCGGGUAAAGAAAAAUGCGAACAGUGAACAAAAUGUACGCUCCGUAUUACUAAUCAAAUUGUCGACUGAGAGAUUAAUCAUUUCUCUAUUAUUGCACUUACUAUUAUAUUUGCUUCUUUUUUUACGAAACACCUUCAAUGGUGUUAUCUCAGUAUUAAACCUUUAUCCUCGCGAUCCUUUAUCUUUUCAUCAAUGUAGCUUUCACCUUCCAUGAUGGUGAACGUUAAUCAAACUUGAAAAUUAAACUUACAAUAACUUUAUCUCUGACGUUAUGCUACGUUAGUAUGAAAAAAAUGACAAAAAUGACAAAAAUGUUUUUCAUUGCAGGGGAAUAAAUCAAAAAAGAAGAAAAGAACAAAAAGGAAGGGGAAGAGAAAGCAGGGAGGUAAAUAAUUUCUCACUAAUCGGAAUGUGUAAACCGUGACACAUUUGGUUGAAAAAGCCGUAUUUAUGGAUUAUCAAGUGGGUCCUUAACUUGGUCCUCAGAAUUUUAAUUCAUACUUGUUUCAACUAUUAAAAGAUUGCGAUAAAACAUUUCAUUACUCUCAGAAAUAAAGAAACACCGAGAGAAACACCGAUGAUAGUAGCACAGUAAGAAUUAGUCUUCCAUUUAAAGUUCAAGUUGCCACUAAUGCGGUUCGGAAGCAGUUGCGCGACCCUAGGCAUAAGAUUCUCCCUGCAUUGCAGCCAGUUUUUGUCAGCAAAAAAAUGGGGCAAGCUCUUAAACUGAAAGAAAUCAAGCCGUCAAUUGUGAAUCGGCAAUGCAUUGUUUACCGUUUCUCAUGUGAUCCAUGCGAUGCAAAUUAUGUUGGGUACACAGCCCAACACCUUCAUCAACGCCUUGCUGAGCACAAAUAUUCGGCAACCACCUCUUGAAACAAAACCGAUUUAGAGUUUUAAGAAAGUGCCAGGGAAAAUUUGAUUGUAUAGUCUUUGAAAUGCUGUUCAUCAAGAAUCUGACGCCUAAUUUAAAUAUCCAGACGGACACCAUACGAGCCAAACUUUUUGUUGAAUUACUAUUGUUCUUUUCUUACGGUAUAGCUUUUUAUCACCCAAUGGUGUUUUGGUAUAUAUAGACUGCAACUUGCAAAUAUAUAUAUAUAUAUUUUUUUUUUUUUGACUUGGUAAUGACGUUUAGCCAACAUCGAGACGUCGUCGUUUUUUAGAAAUUUUGAAUUGUUCAUAAUAAUUGUUUUAUCGCAAUUUUUUAUAGUUCAAUGUUCUUCUAAAUCACUUCUUCUUUGUAGACCUGUUUUAACUCUCAGUUGACAUGCGAGUUUCCCCUUCAGCUCUUUCUAGAAAAUUUAGAUAUAAAUGAUGGAAGUCUGAGCUUUAUUUCCUUAAAGCACUUGGAAAAUAUUUAUUAUGAUCCAUCAAAUAUUUUUGCUUACGUGCGAUUGGUCUAAACGCAUCACCGAAUAUUUCUCAGCUAAAACUUAGGGAGUUCUGGGGAUUUCCUGACUCAAUUUUUGUACCCCAAUCUUCAAACCUUACGCCAAUUACUAUGAAUCUUCAUUAAAAUUUAAUUCAAGGUGAGAGAGCGUCUAUGGUUGUUACAGAGGAUGGGACAUGUUUGUUCGACCAUUAAGUCAUAGUAGAGAACACUUAAAAGAGAACUGACAUCCCACGCAGCAAACACUAAGCCUUCCGUAAACAUUUUUUACGCUCGUUGCAAAAUAUUUGAAGGAUAGAAGCACAAUGGCCCCUAUUUUACGCGAAAAAAGGCAUGAAUAUUUGUUCUUGGACAUAAUCUGUACCUCGAAGCUCAUAAUCUUCCUCGAGCUUCCCUGUGGGAAAACUGUUUGGAACAGAUAAAUAUACACGGACAAAUAUCCUUGCACAUAUUCGCGGCUUUACAUAUUUUUGACAGUCCCUGGAAAGUAAACUAACCAAGCGCUUUUACAAAAUGGAAUAAAUGUACAUUUUCAGGUGCAAAUACAGCGAAUAUUGUUAUGAAAUCAAACACAGAUGAAUCCAACGCGAUGUGCAGGUAGUUGUUGUUAUUUCUAUUAUGUGUUUGCUCUGAGCAUAUCUACAUGUCUCAAAAUCAUAAAGAAUCCUCUUUUACUAAUACGUUAACGUUAUGCUGGGUCAAUUCAAUCGUGCUAUCGUUCUUUAUCUUCCCCGUUUCCGAAACUAUGUUUUUAAAAUUUUUGUUAUUGGUUCCUCUCCAAAUUUGGAUAAUUUUGGUACUUUGUCUUGCUGUUAAGUGAUAUAUGUUCAACUUUAAGAGACGGAUAAACACGAGGAAAGAUGGCGGGAGUGUGUAAUAACAUUUUGCUUUACCUACAUCUUAGAAAUUGCAAUAUCCAGAUAAGGAGAGAAUAAAUUUAACUUCUCACGAAUAAGAUUUGAGUAAUACUCUUCAUGAGUAUAGUUAUUCACAUAAAUUAUUUACAUAAAAUGUUUCUCGUUUCUGUUUUUCAGCCGAAAUGAUGAAUCCUUGCAAAGACUACAAGAUGACGAAGAUUCCAGUGACCUAGGGGAGGAAGCUAUUGAUGAGACGUGUGUCGACACAAACGUGACGCGCAUGGAAGAUAUUGCUUCUGAAAUUUUAGUAGUUAAAAGUAAUAAACAAGGAAAUAUCGAAGCUGCUAAUGUAGAACAUUGUUACACAACAGCACCUAUUGAAGAGGAUUACAGGAAUACUGAUGCACCGGGCAAGCGAAAGGUUAGUUGAUUUCCUCCGAUGAAACUUGUUUAGUAUGUAUUAAUUUUUAAUUUUCAGCACGAGCAUCAAUUUCGAUUUGUAGUGGAGGUUUGUUAGGAAAUAAUGCACGCUCUUCUUCGUAAUCAGAUACUUGAUGUCAAAAAGCGUUUUGAAAUUUUCCUCACGUAUCUCAUCUUUUCCAUCUGACAUACAAGUAAUCGAGUGGAUCCUAAAGAGCGGAUCGCGGCGGGGUAUUUUCGACCGGGCGUCUUAUAGUGUGACUCUUCUCAGCCCUAUGGAAAAACGAGUGAAAUGCGUCUGCGUAAAUAGACAAUAGGAAAAGUUCACCUGGAAAACAUGCUAGCAUAUUUGUCUGCGGAUAUCGCCUGUUCAAAGGAGCUUCAAGGAUUAACACUCUUUCAGUUUUUUGAGAUCAUUGAGUCUUUUAUCCUCAAAAUAUCUUCCGCAGUACUUGAAAGAAAUAAUUUUCAAACAGCUCACCCCCGAAAACUGACUCUGCGUUUCUUUAUUAAGGAAAACGUUUCCCCUCUGAAACCUGGAGUUAGAGCGUUGCAAAGUGCAACACCAACUAUUCCUGGAUCACCGAUAGGUAUGUUUGUUUUUUUUUUUGUUUGUUUUAUGGAGGUGUAACAUUCAAUUUUGAUAUGAGUGAUAGCUAAAAAUUGGGUGCUAUCCCGGUUAAGGUGAUUCCUCUUUAAAAAAAGUUAUCGAAAAAUUGUCUCUUUAACGGUAACCUUACCUUGCUCCUUACCAUUGUUUGUUUCGAAAAAUACAGUUAAAAGGAUAGGUCACCGUGCUUGUUUAGGAGGUAUAGUGGGCCACACUUACAAAUGUAUGCCUGUACUGGCACUUAUCACGCAUCAAUUUAACGGUUCACGAUACAUUUUACUGCCGCUGGAAGCCAGAGUUUUUUAAAGUAACACUUGUACAAAAACUUGAUAGGUAGAAAGAAUUGAGCGUAUGGAUCAAUUUGACAUAUAAUUUGUGGGAAAAACACGCAAAUUUAAACGACAUUGACUCAAAACGUUCCUCAAAUCGUUCCUUUCAAGGUCCUUAUUUGCAUCUUCGAGUAACGGGCUUCAUGCACGCUUUUAGCCUGAAUUUCCCCAAUUUGAAGGGUACAAUUUGUACUUCAAAAUUAUGCAAAAAAUAUAGAUCACCGUGCUCGUUCAAGAGUUAAAGACCAUCGUACCCUUUACCUGGUCCUUUGAUUGAAAAACAAUACCAUAUUCUCGGAAUGAGCGUGUGCUUAUUAGCCUUAUGCGCAGUACAGGAUGCGCAGUGCAAUACUGAGGAAUCACCUCAAUCAUAUUUAUAGAAAACUUUAAGAAAACCAAGUCUUCGUUCCAGGGUUAUUCGAGCGUACCUAGAAAAGUAAAAGUGAACUGGUUCAGCAUCGUCAAAUUUAUUACAUAUGUGUAUUUUAGGUGCAACUGCAGCAAGUGUAUCAAACACGAAUGAUUCUAAAUCUCCGUUCAGGUAAGGUGUCAAUUUUUACCUGUUUGGAAUUGGAAGGAACUUCUCUGAAUAGAACGAAUUGUGCUAGUUUAAUUUCAUGUCUCUUCGUAAUUAUUAUCAUUAUUAUUUUUUUGUUUUGAAGGGGGAGGGGUCCGUGAGAGAGGGGAAAUUUUCUUGAUCCAUAUAGAAGAUAUGGGUGUGUUUGCAUCCAUUUUGUUGUGUCUAGAUCCCGGAACGCGGGAAUUUCCCGUGCGAGAACCAAAUGAAGUUGUUAACCACUGAUUAAAGCCUUUUGAAUAGUAGCUUCUUCAUUAAGAAGGCAAUUGUCAUAAUGAGCUUGAACAUAACGUAAUUAUUUUGGGUCCGUUUUUUUUUUUCCUUUUUUUUUUUUUUUUUUUUUUUAGCAAUAAUGAUGGAUCGUCUACAACUCCAGGAGAUGACAGAGCUAUCAGGAAGUCAGAAGAAGAAUCAGUGGAUGUGAAGGUUAAUGACUUAGAAGUGACCAGAAAGAUACACGCUGUUUCUAAAAUUUUCCCGGUUGAUAGGAGUGAACAAAUUUCAAAUGACUUGAAUCGUUUAUCCAUAUUCGAUGAAGAAGAUGAUGGGAAUAUUGGAAAAAUGCAUUUUUGUGGCAGUAAUAAACUAAACGAGAGAGAGGUUUGUUAGUGUUUUUUCAUACAAAUCUGUCAGAAUCUUUCUGCCACUGUCAUGUUUAUUGGUGAAAGUAUGGACUUGACUUAAUUUGAAAUGUUCGUAAUUCUAAUCAUGGGUCAGGGUGCGUAGUAUUUAAAACUAAGAGAACAGCUCAUGUUUUUAAAUGUAGCUGUUCUUUCUGUUCAUUGACAUUCUCCGUGAUUCUCUUUGUAGGAAGGAGAACCUUUCCGCAAACCUGAAACCACAAUGUCACCCAGAGAGAAAGCUGCUCUUCCUGAGUUUUCAGCAGGUGCGCUUACAAUUAUCAUAGGUACUCUAAAAGGCUCGUGGAGGCUUGGACGCGAUUAUAUUUUUCGUGGCAUUAUGUUACAUCCCACUAACGGAAACUAGUUUGUGGCCAUUCACUCCAUGCAAAAAGCAUUUGUCAAAGAGGAAGCUAUGUGAUCAGUUUUCCUAAUUAAUAUGUGCACGUUGCCAGGUUCAUUAUCUACCUUGUUCCCUGGGCCUCUUCUAUAAACAAGGUAAUUUCGGGUAUUAUUUUUGUAUAGGUAAUCACAUGAAUUCGAGUGCAGUUUGGAAUAAAUAAGCACGAGUAAAUUUUUUUCAAAGACUAACAAAAUUGCGCGAGCCCGUGGGGCAAGUGCAAUUUGUGGUCUUUGAAAAUUUUCAUAAGUGCUUAUUUAUUUCACAUUGCUCGAGAAAAAUCAUGUGAUUACGUUUUAAUGAUAUACAUGAAAAAAUGCGAUAGCUUAUUAUAAUUAUACAGAAGCAAAGCACGCGCAUCGAGUGCAAAAAUAAUUUAUUCAAACCAUGCAAGCGACAUUGUGUGUUCGGUCAAAACAACCGCGUACGAUCAAAAUAUUGAUAUACAAUGAUAUUUUCAUAUCCUUAAGGCGCAAAAAAGUUCAAAGUCCGGCUAAACAGUUCAAGGAAUUAUUUAGUCUGCUUUGUUAAUUAACCCUCUUCUGCACUGAAUUACCUGAAAACUGCAUUUAUCUUAACAGAUCAGAACUGAGUUAUUUUUUCAUGUAUCUUAUUAGCAUUAAAAUAAGUGCGCAAUUUCAGUUAUUUCAUGGUGCAAUUUCCAAUUUAGUGUCGCAAGAAUUGCAUUUUUUUGGUUCCACCAAUCGCACUAUGAUUGGUGUCUUACUUAAAUGCCACGCUUUCCACUAAUCUCAUGUAGAACUAAACCUCCAAAGUAAUCUGAUAUUGUAUUGGCUUGAUCUACUAAACUCUCUGAUUGGUCUUGGAAACUGGUGCCUCAUCUAAGCCAGUCUGGCAUAAAUCGAAGCAAAUUACGAUUUGGUCAUCCGCGUUUUCCGCGAAAUAGCAUUUACAUGCAUUUCCUUAGAGUUCUCGCUUUGUUCAUUUUGACGAAGACUAUAACUCAUAACUGUUACAUAUUUUGGUGAAUUCUUUAAAUUUUCCAUGGGACAAGAGAACACUAAAAGCGUCCUCCAACGUUAAACCUCUCAAGAAUGUAUCAGAGGUACAGCCUAAAUUUGACCUAAUUGAGUAAAUGAAGAUAACGAUGUUAAGAGGCUCAGCGCCUAAGAAACGACUAAUGAUUUCUAGCUAAAAAUUAAAAUCGGCCUAUUUUUAUCUUCCAAGUUGAGGUUGCCUAAUACUAUUUAAAAAUGAAUUUCCUUUGCUUCAGUUUCGCUUUAAACUAAAAAUAUCGAGCUGCGAACUUGUUACGUCUGAUAGCAGCAAAAUCUGUCCCAAAAUAUGCCCUUUCAAAAACCGGUUCAAAAAUCACUAUCGCAACUCAAAAUAAUGAGAAAACUACGCAGUUAUGAAGAAAAAGGCCUUUUAAUGCAAUGUCGAAAAACUGCAGAAGCGAACGAAAAAUAAAUUUUUAAAUAUUGCAUAUCAAAUUAGAUGGAGCGUUGAAGAUGAUUUUAAAAUAAUUAUUUCUACAAAAUCCAACCCUGUUGAAAGCAAUCACAGUGGUGAAUCAGACAUUUUAAGGAUAUAGAUUACGUUUUUGGAGAAACAUUUUUCGGCCAAAGUAUAUUGACCUGUACGAAGCGGUCAAAGUUGCAGUGUUUACCAUUAUGUUGCUACUUCGGCGAAACACUUCGCUUUUGCCAAUACGUCCAUGGAUAGCGUGGUAAAUGUCACUUUAAACCUUACUAGGCACUUAAAUACCAUCCUUAAUAGAACGAUGUGGUAUUAAAAGGGAAAGGAAGAUGAAAAAUAGGUAGAAAAAGAAAAUAAUUUACAUUUACCUUCUGCUGAGGUAAGUUGAAUCUUGGAAAUGUUAUCGCAUGACAGCACUCAUUAUUCAAACUACGGCGUAAUCCAAGCAACUGUGUAGAAUAUUAGUAAAAAAACAACUCUUCUGCCGCCAGAAAUCCUGAAGUGAAACAGUUUUCUAUUAUUUCCAUGAAUAUUGAUGAAUUCAGGGGAAAAUUAGCCUCAGAUAGUGUCCAUUUAGUACUUUGGCGGGCCGCAUGUAUUUCGUUACAUUCCAACGGACAUUACGGGUAAGCACUUACAGGGGUCAGCGGACGUAAAAAAUAGAAACAACCAGGUAAUCAUGGCGGAUGCCUGUACUUUGUCAAAAGAGGAUCUCCUGGACUGCGGAUCCUCACGUGGUCGCACGGAGACAGUGUUUCGUUAUGAAUGUCGAAAUGAUGUAACCACACACCUUAAAGUUGUUUUUUUGUCGCAUGCAAACCUGAAAGAAUACGAGGUCAUCCUACAAAGGGCUGGCCUCGACCGUUCGUCUCAUGAAGAAGUGAAAACAUUACGUGUUUGUGCUCGCCAUCGCUAUGGUAUGGGCAAGUACUGGAGGCCUUCCAAGCUGUGUCAGUUUCCAGGGCACAAAGGACCACCUACCAGCGUCAAAAGUCGUGACGUGAUCAACCCUGCCAUGGCCAAGGAGGUGUUUCAGUUGCUUGAUAUAUCUUUGCCGAUAGGCUCACGUAAGAAUAAAACACACAACACCUGGAGUAUUUCUUUGUCAUAAAAAUUUUCUUAUUUUACAGUGCUUGUCUUAUAGGGUAUUUUUGAUACUUUUCUUUUAUCUUUCCAUUAGCUAUAUGUUCACCCUGUCGUAAAAAACAUAAAGCAGAUACGAAUAGACCUUUUUACAGUUCCCAGCGCCAUAUUGGACAUGCAACCGCUCACACGUGUGAACGAGGCUGGGGUUGACUCGUGAUCAAUCUCUGUGAGCGCUUUUGGUGAAAUUCGUACGUCGGCAAUAAAAUUGUUCGAUUUUUAAGGAAAAUGGAUGGUCUUAGCCGAAAUCUCGAUAAAGUUAAUUUUUCUCCCAGAAAGAAAGGAAAGUAGUGUGCCACUGUUGGUUGUUCAAGUACAUUUUAUGGCCCCAAUGGUUUGCCUACGAGCUUUCACUUCUUCAAGUUUAUGCACGGAGGCAUGUAUUUUUGCGAAGUAUUUAUCGUUCUAUACUUAUCUUAUUCUCUGUGAAUUAUGGAUGAGGGUAACUAUUGUUGCAAAAUUAGUACAAAUUUUCUAGUAGGUACCUGAAUUGUUUUAAGUUCAGUAGAGUUUUUUUAUUCCGCCAGUAAGUCAAUAAGUUCAGUGCUGCUCACCUGUUUACUAGAUGGCUUGCCUAAAACACUCCUAGCAGAGAAACUGUUGGAAAGUAAUUGCUUUUAAUAAAAUAACCAAGACACUGUAUCUUCAGAGUUUUCUCUUAUUAUGGCAGACCCAGAAAACUGACACAUUUGGUAGCAAUUGUGACAAAAGCAGUUUUCCAUAGUUUUUGUUUUUUAUGAUAACAUAGUAAUCCACUAUGAAUGCCACAUGGAACUCUCAAAAAAUAUUUUGUGUGCUUUAUGUAUCAAUCAAUGUGAUGCUUCAAAUUAAAAAGUGAGUUUAACCAACUAAAAGAGUUCUCGACACAACGUUGAAAUAUGACACUAAAUUUUAUUAUUCACAAAAGUUUGAGAGAAGUCUCGCAAAAAAUAAUUUCUCAUACAUUUAGAUGGUCUGAAAGUUUCUAUUUCAAACAAAUCUUAUGGUAACUGUCACAGUAUAAAAAAAUUAUCUUGAUUUGGAUGUAUUUCUCAAUCUUUGAAGUAUCUUGUUUACAUCUCAAAAUUAUAUCAUAACAUUAGUUAACACAAUGCAAUAAGAACUACUAUAGCAAACCUUUGUGUCAGAAGGCCUCUAAGUGCUAAGAAUGGGAAUAUCAAUUCACUGAAUUUUUAUCACUGACAGAAACUUAAAUGUGUGAUGUAAGAUCAAGAUAACUUCUGCCUGAUAAGUUUCAGUGUUAUCAUUAUCUAUUAGCUGGAUAGUGUUUGGAUACUAUAUGGAGAAGUUACAUGAAUCAGUCACUUUUGGGAAAUUUUAAAUUUUCUAAUAUUUUGCUCUGAUUCUUUCAAUGGUGUCUUUCCACCUAAUAAAUUACCAUGAGUCGCGGACUGAAAUGGUUUUCAAUGUAUCACGAGCAUAAGUUGUCCUGGGCCAAAUGGGUAUGAAAAUAUUAUGACAUCUGUUAGUCAGUUUCCCUCUUGGGCUGAUAGAAACAAGGGUUAUAAUCAAGUGGUUCUACAGGCGCUAUUGUAUAGUUUCCCAUAAGAUACAAUGUACAAAUGGCAAACUAAAAUACAUCUUGGUGAACAACAUGGGAACAACUUUAACUGAAGAAUAUGGUACAACAACAAGUACCACAUCAACAACAGCAGCAAUAACAAAUCUCUUCUACCUAGAGGGCUGCAGCCUUUGCCUCGCUUUGUAAGCCAUACUGAACAGCUUCUGUGGUACUUCCUGUAAUGCGUUCCUCUCAACACGAUGUGGCAAUAUUCUCGUGAAACAAAGGGGUAAUCGUAAAGCUGAAUGAAAUUAAUCUCGGGUAAAUUGCGGAGAUCGCUCGACCAUCCAAGGGCUGAAAUCCUUACCAUAGUUGCUUCGUAUCUGAAGUCGCUCUGGUUUUGUUCUAGGUCCUGGACAUCUGUAAGAAGUUCUCGGUUUUCUCCACUACUCGAUGGAAGGACGUGUCACAUCAGCAAAGCAUAAACUUUCGACACUAAGUCGGCUCUAAUUCAGCCCGUCGAUUUUAAAUUAGAUUUUAAAAUCUUCCUGAGAUCUUUUGCUUCGAGUUUCUGGAUGUCAUCUAAUGACGAAAUUUUCAUAUUUUUGUAUUAAAUAACUAUUUUGAUGAGAGAAAUCACAUUGAAAAGUGCAUUAGAACGUGAAAUGUCAGCUGAUCAGCUGUUUGAAAGAACCGACGGGUAAACCCCAGCCUCGUUAUCGUGUGUGCGCGGUUACUAACCCAAUAUGGCGCCGGAAUCUGGAAAAAGGGCUAUUCUACAUUGUUUCCUCCUGAAGACGAAUGUACAAAAAAACAUGGUGCUGAAAAAACGUAUAAGUUAAUAUAUGCUUAAAUUGUAGAAAUAUCUUUUCUGACGAAGUACGAGUGAAGAACUUAUAAGUGUUUUAUGACAGUACACAACAUUCAUUAUAUGUUCACUUUAUCUUCUCUGUGAGUAAUAAAAGAAGUUUUAAUUUGAUUACAAGGCUAAGACAAAGAGAUCCUCCAAAAGUUGUGUGUUUUAUUCUUACGUGAGCCUGUCGGCACAGAUAUAUCAAACAAGUGAAGCACCUCCUUGGCCAUAGCAGGGUUGAAUCACGUCACGACUUUUGACGCUGGUUGGUGGUCCUUUGUGCCCUGGAUACUGACACAGCUUUGAAGGCCUCCAGUACUUGCCCAUGCCAUAGCGAUGGCGAGAACAAACACGUAAUGUUUUCUCUUCUUCAUGAGACAAACGGUCGAGGCCAGCCCUUUGUACGAUGGCCUCGUAUUCUUUCAGGUUUGCACGCGACAAAAAAACAACUUUUAGGUGUGUAGUUACAUCAUCUCCACAUUCAUACAGAAACACUCUCUCCGUGCGACCACGGAAGGAUCCGCAGUCCAGGAGACCUCUUUUGAUAAAGUACAGGCAUCAGCCAUGAUUACCUGGUUGUUUCUAUUUUAACGUCCGCUGACCCCUGUAAGUGCUGACCCGUAACGACCGUUGGAAUUUAACGAAAUACAUGCAGCCCGCCAAAGUACUAAAUGGACACUAUCUGAGGCUAAUUUUCACCUGAAUUCAUCAAAAUUCAUGGCAAUAAUAGAAAAAUGUUUCACUUCAGGAUAUCUGGCGGAUGAGCUGUUUUUUUUAACUCAUUUUCUACGCAGUUGCUUGGAUUCCGCCGUAGUUUGGAGAAAUGAGUGCUGUCACGCGAUAACAUUUCCAAGAUUCAACUCACCUCAGCAGAUGGUAAAUGUAAAUGAUUUUCUUUUUCUACCUAUUUUUCAUCUUCCUUUCUCUUUUAAUACCAUAUCAUUCUAUUCAGGAUGGUAUCUGAGCGCCUAGCAAGGUUUAGAGUGACAUUUACCACGCUAUCCAUGGACGUAUUGGCAACAGAGAAGUGUUUUGCCGAAGUAGCAACAUAAUGGUUAACACCGCAACUUUGACCGCUUCGUACAGGUCAAUAUACUUUGGCCGAAAAAUGUUUUUUCCAGAUACUUAAUGUAUAUCCAUAAAAUGUCUGAUCCACCACUGUGAUUGCUUUCAACAGGGUUGGAUUUCGUAGAAAUAGUUAUUUUAAAUCAUCUCCAACGCUCCAUCUAAUUUGAUAUGCAAUAUUUGAAAAUUUGUUUUUCGUUCGCUUCUACAGUUUUUCGAUGUUUAUCGAAUGACAUUGCAUUAAAAGGCCUUUUUCUUCAUAACUGCGUAGUUUUCUCAUUAUUUUGAGUUGCGAUAGUGAUUUUUGAACCGGUUUUUGAAAGGACAUAUUUUGGGACAGAUUUUGCUGCUAUCAGACGUAACAAGUCCGCGGCUCGAUAUUUUUGGUUGAAAGCGAAACUGAAGCAAAAUGCCGAGAGGCAGUUUUAAAUAUUUGCUUGAAAAAAAAAAACCAAAGACCAAAAAAAACUAGUUUGCUUCGGAUUUCAGAUAAGGCAUACCCCCGACGAAUUCUACUGAUUUGCUCGAGAUGGUCUACCUGGCAUUGUGGUGUUUGCACAGUAAAUGCACACCUUUGCCGAGGUCUCGCAAAAAUGGAAGACGUAGAUGUCGCUUGUUUGGUCCUUGAUGCGACUACUCUAGAUAAGAGUGCGGCAGCAAAAGAUGGGGUGAUCCUUAUCACGGCGAGUCAUCAACCAGGCAUUCUACCGGGAGAUGAAAGACUGCUUCUCCUUCAUAAUGAGUUCCCUUUUAAAGCAGACAUAGUGGUUGGGCACGGAAUGUUGACAGGUGCUGUGGCAGCUAUCCAAGCAAAAAGGUUGAAUUGUAAACGUCUUCACGUUCUUCACAAUUUGCCAGUGGAAGAUGACUAUUGCUAUGUGCAUUCAACCUCUGAAGUCGGAAAAGAGACCGAGAGGGAUAUUGCAAGGAAAGCUGAUUUCGUCGCGGCGAUCGGAACUCUUCUUGCGGAACAGUGGGGUAUGAUCCUUAACCGUGAAAUAUUUUUGAUCAUACCUGGACUACCAGACGUUGCCCCUCGAAACAAAAUCCCUACUCCACAAAGUAGAUGCCUCGUUCUGGGGACCAAUUUGGGGACCAGUGAUGUUUCGAUGAACAGUCUUGUUAUGGUUACAGAUGCUCUGAAGAAAUGUAAAGAAGGAUUGAAUCCUAUAUAUGUAACUGUAAUUGGCACUGAGCGACAAAAAAUUCAAGAGCUGAAAGACACUCUGGAGAGUCUUUGUUGUAGGUCUAAUUUGAAAGUCGCUGUAAAACCAUUUGAAGUCAGUCUGGAAAUGAUUGGUGUUGAAAUACGUGGAGUUUCAUUGGUGCUUAUUCCAUUUCUGUCCGAUGGGUUUGGAGUAAUGGCCCUGGAGGCCAUAUCUGCUGGAGUUCCAGUUUUAAUUGGUUCAUCAAGUGGCCUUGCGAAAUGUAUUCAAAAAGAGUUUGGGGAACGCUUUUUGAAGUUUGUUUGCGCCGCGGAAGGUACUUUGGAUAGUACUGAGGAUUGGAUAGAAGCUAUCGAUGCACUACUUGAGGAUCGCGAGGAAGCAUUCAGUUUGGCUGGAGCUCUCCGAGAAGAGUGGAAUUCCAAAUUUACAUGGGAAUCCAUGGGUAGUAAGCUUCUGAUAGAUCUUGGCAAAUUUGGGGAUUUCCUUGUGAGUUUACCGUCAUCUACCCAACCUAUAGGUCUCCCAUCUCCCUGCACUGACUUGGCACGAAGAUUUAUGGAGGAAGAAGUUGACUUGCUUAAUAGAAGACGGAAGCAUGUAUUGUUUCUUUCUCCUGAGAAUGCUUCCGAAUCGCCAUUUAUUCAGUAUUUUGGACAGGUGCCGUGGGCUGCAGUGUUCGACUUUGAUGUUUGGAGCAUUAAGAGUGGCUAUCUUUUUAGUUGCGAGAAUUUUUGUGAAAGAAUGGGCAUGAAGAUUUGCCGAAUACUGCCAGAUGAAGAACUUAAGAAGGUCUCAUCUAUGCUACCAAAUGGUAUACCAUGGGUUCUCCUUAAUGGUAUGCCAGAAAGCAAACGGAAUAUUAAAGACAAUUUAGAGUGGAUAAGAGAAUUUUUCCUUUCCCUUCGGAAGACUUACCCUGGUCCUAUCACCUUUUUAGUGUUGUGGGGAUCAGAAGAAAGGAUUUUGAAUAAAAAUCUAUCCAAAAUUCUUACCAUUGUUCAAGGGUCACCUCUUCAUGGGCAAGUAAAGCUCGUGUUAGUUUCCACAGCAUCAGGAGAAGACGACCUUCUGGAAGACAUUGCAGAUGAUUGGGGAGUCAAAGUUCACAAGUUUGAUUUAGAAGAAAUGAGCAAUGCUCUUUGUCAAUGUAUCAGCACUUCCCCCUAUAUUCAAGAGGACCAAGAUUUUUCUUUGCCAGUCGCAGAUCAGAGUGAGUCUCAGAAGGUAGCCUUCAAGGUUUUGCCCCCUAAUCGCCGUUGGAUUAAUGCGGAAAUGGAAGUCCUUUAUCGAUCUUGUGGAAGCACUCCUGAAUAUGAUGAUGAUGCACUCCAUUUCUAUCGGGGUGGGCAGAUCUCUUGGUAUGCCGUCCAGAUGGGUUAUGCUGUGGAACGUGAAGACUGGGAAGCAUUGCAUGUAAGAAUUGAUGAACUCCUCCUGAAGGCAGGAACAAUGAAGCUGAAGAUGGCACAUCAAAGGGGGGCUGGUGGAACCACCACGGCCCGAAAGAUUCUUUUUGACUAUCACGAAAGAUAUCCUAGUGUUUUGCUUCGGUCAGUCAGUCAUGCGGAAAUUGCUUCUGCUAUCAAAGUGUUAUCUGAGUUUUGCAAACUACCCGCAAUAAUUCUCGUGGACUGCAAACAUAUUCAAACUGAUGAGUUUGAUGUUGACAGUCUCUACAACAAUCUUUCGAACGAUAGGAUUCCUUGUGUCAUUCUGGAGGUGAUUCACUCGAGCCAGCAGAAGUCUGAAAAGACUUCUCCAGUUCUCGUGGCAGAUACACUUAAGCCAGAUGAAGCUGCCGAAUUUGUAAGAAUCUACAGUACCCAGAAGAAGGGAAAAGAAAGAGCACUCCGUUCUCUUCUUUGCAACAGGGAGAAGAUAGAGCUUCAAAUUCCAUUCUACUACGCUUUGGUAACUUUUGAAGACCGGUUUACUGCUCUUGAGCCAUUUGUUAAAGAAUGCUUGCAAAAUCUUAGCAUAGACGAGCGCCAUAUCCUUCUUUUCUUGGCUAUGGCUCACCAUUAUGGCCAUUGCUCGAUCUUUGCAAAUGAUUUUGCAGGGUUACUGAAUGCCCCCAAACGAGAGGUUCUGUUCCUGGAAUCAGUGCUUCCUGAAUUAUCAAGGGAAUUGCUUUUGGAAGAGGAUGGAAAGUGGAGACCAAGGCAUGACCUUAUUGCUUCAGAGAUGCUUCGUCAUUUAUUAACAUUGCCAAAUGAUGAGAGAUGUCCCCUAACACAUCCCGACAAUUGGAGGAAUCAGCUUGCUGACAAAGCAAUCAUUUGCUUUACUUAUAUGUCCGAGGCGGUUGUUAGCGACAUGCUGCUGAACCGAGUGACGGAUGAAAAUUCGCACAACUACUUCUCUCAACUCAUUUCGGAUAUCCCUUGUGAUGAAGAUGCUAUAAGGCUUUUUGAAACAGCAAUAUCCUUAUUCCCCGACAAUCCGUUUUUCAAGGUGCACCUGGGCCGCUAUUACAGUAUUCAGAAGAAAUCCGCUGGUUUUCAGCUGGCCAUUAAGUACACAAAUGAAGGGAUCUCGUUGACAGAAGACUUUCCAUCUCGUGUCGUUCGUGGCCAGUUCGCCCAGAUGAAAGGAGUAGUGUACAGUCGGGAAGUUCAUAACCUCGCUGACAACAAUGCUGAUAUUGCGACUAUAACAAAGAUGGCCGAUGAAGGUGUCAAGAAUUUCAGACGCGCAGUGAGCAUUGCCCCUGACUUAGUAGAUGGCUACAUUCCGGAAGUGCGAAUGAUGUGUAAGGUCUUCGAAUUUAUUGACAAGAAAACAGGAAGUCUUUUCAAGUACAUCAAAUCUGGAGAUGCCCAUCCUUUCAUCAUUGAUGCAAUAUCCAACACUUCAGACACACUCGAGUGUGUACCUGACAGUGAUGCCUAUUCUUAUUGGAGAAUGCGUCUGGCAUGUAUCGGUCACCGCUUAUUCUCUGAACAAAGAAUGGAAGCGACCUUGCAACUCCUGUUACAACUAAGAAGUAAUGACAGGGCAAGCAGAGGAUCGAUUAAUCGUCAAAUUGUGAUCAUGAGAAUGGACAUACAGUCAAAAAAGGGUCAACCGAUCACCAAGAUUGCUCCUGAGUUGAUCAAACUUUUGAAUGAGGCCUUAAAGUAUGACUCUAACAUUGAGCAAACAAUGAGACUGUGGGUGAAGCUUGCAUCAUUUGCUGGUGUGGAUCUUACAGAAUCAGAGAGCAAGAUUUUUCACUGGUGCUUAAAGGAGAAAUCCGUCCGUUCGUUCUUGUACAAGUACCUUGUUGCUUGUUUGCGCUUACUUGAAGGAAGCUCCCAUAGCUACAGAGAGAUAAUGAGGAACGCGAAGGACGACCUCAACUCGGCCAUAAAAGCGAUCAACCGUUCCGAUGUCGGACGAUGCCGUCAUCCCGACAGACCAGUGGUGUGGUUAGGACAUGGAGGAAGAGGAAUGGGAAGUUUGGUGUACCUUGAUGAAAAAAUUCCCGAGCUAAAUAACGUCAGAAUGAAACGCUCGAUUGCCAAUCGGUACACUAAGCAGCUUCGCUCUCUUAGUGGUCUUAUUGUAGAGUGUGGGAACAAAGUCGGAACAAUCAGGAUUAACGAAGACCUGGAUGUUCCCUUUCGAGCUGAUCUUUGUGAAACACCUCUUAUGGGAUCGGGAUUUCUCAAUCGAAAAGUUGAAUUCUACUUAGCUUUCAACUUCUUUGGUGCGGAUGCUUACAAUGUGCAGCUUGCCAACACAAAUGCAGAUGUAGAAGAGAUCAAUUGGCUUUCAAGCACCCCACACAACGACAUUUAG
Messenger RNA from Pocillopora meandrina, 42902 nucleotides. NCBI's taxonomy places the organism in Eukaryota, Metazoa, Cnidaria, Anthozoa, Scleractinia, Pocilloporidae. The record is from the annotation of a GenBank genome assembly.